GGCUCCAGGGAACCGGCGGCCUCGGCGUCUGGUAUCCGGAGCUUCGAGAACUGGGUGGUGCUGCUCCACGCUGGAGUCGCCGCGCCGCCGCGACCAUGGUGUUCUACUUCACCAGCAGCGUUAACUCAUCUGCUUACACUAUUUACAUGGGAAAGGAUAAAUAUGAAAAUGAGGAUCUAAUAAAGUAUGGCUGGCCUGAAGAUAUUUGGUUUCAUGUGGACAAACUCUCUUCGGCUCAUGUAUACCUUCGAUUACAUAAGGGGGAGAACAUAGAAGACAUUCCAAAGGACGUAUUGAUGGACUGUGCCCAACUUGUGAAGGCCAAUAGCAUUCAAGGCUGCAAGAUGAACAACGUUAAUGUGGUAUAUACACCGUGGUCUAACCUGAAGAAAACAGCUGACAUGGACGUGGGACAGAUAGGCUUUCACAGGCAGAAGGAUGUGAAAAUUGUGACAGUGGAGAAGAAAGUAAAUGAGAUCUUGAACCGAUUAGAAAAGACCAAAACGGAGCGGUUCCCAGACCUAGCAGCAGAGAAGGAAUGCAGAGACCGGGAGGAAAGGAAUGAGAAAAAAGCCCAAAUUCAGGAAAUGAAAAGGAGAGAAAAGGAAGAGAUGAAGAAGAAGAGGGAAAUGGACGAACUUAGGAGCUAUUCAUCACUAAUGAAAGCUGAGAAUAUGUCUUCAAAUCAGGACGGCAAUGAUUCAGAUGAAUUCAUGUGAAUGGAGAGAUGGACCUUUUAAAGAUGUGAAUUUAGGGACAGUUGCAGACGUUUUGAUGUCAUCCAUGUUCUGAGUUAUGAAAAACAAACAACCUCAGUCUAUACAAAUAUCAACUUGGGAAUUUUUUUAAAAAGGUGUUCCUUUUUUUGCUGACAGAAAAGGAUCAGAUAUGUACAUAUAUAUAUCAGAUAUAGUUGGACUUGAAAAUUAGGAAAGUGAAAAUAUUUGUGCCCUAACAUGUCUUGGUAGCUCACGAAAGUUGGCUGCUCUUUUUCUUGGGAUAGACUUUAGAACGAACCAACUCUGAAAAGUAUUUCUGGUACUGUGGUUAAUCCCUGAAAACAGAUGUCUUGAAAAGCUUUUUAUAUUCUUAAAAUAGCUUCACUUCUAUUAAGGAGAGUGUAUUGGUGAGCAAUAUAUAGGAAUGUUCCUCUCACUGUCAAAUUCCUGAUUAGAAAAAGAUGACAGUGAGUUUUGAAGAUGAUAGUGAUAUUUUCAUUCAUGUUCCAUUGUGUUGUCUGAGUCAAGUAGCAGAGUUGUCCUCAGCAAUCAGCUUGCCCUAGCUUCCACUUUCUGCAUCCUCAUUGUCUGAGUGAGGGCCUCCUUCUAGGUACCAUCAGACUUAAAGAAACAUUUGGUGUUAAUCCAGGUUGGCCUUGUGUGGCAGUUUUCACCUGAGCACCAAGUAACCCAGGCCUCAGAGGUUACAGCUUCUAGGCCCUGGAGUCAUGUCUCAGCACUGAGGGGAGAAAUCGAAGGGAGGCUCUAGGAAUUGGUGUAGGUUACCUGAUUUUUGUCUUGGAAUACAGCAUAAAGCAAAAGUCCAUGUUGUAAUUAUGUUUUUUAAAAGAAUUAAUCAUUUCACUAGCCAGCCAAGUAAUUUGUUUAUUUACCCUGAAAUAAUAUUUAUUUUGAGUUGUAACCCCAGAGUUCAGAUUUCUCCAUUGUAGACUCAGUAACUUACUAUGUAACAGGACUGCUCAUUCAAACCACCUGCUUUCCAGUGUGAUUCUGAAUAGAAGAUAUAUUUUUAUUGAAGUGUGUAAGAGAACCCCGGCAGAAAGAAACAAAAGAACAAAGCCUGCAGGCCAGGAGGCAUACAGAUUCACAUUUUAACCACACCCAGAACUGUAUGUGUAGCAUUCUUAUUCUUGUUCUAACCCAGCAGCAGUGACCUCCAACAAAUCUAUCUGUAAUAGCACCUUGGGACUGUGGCUAAAACCAGAAGACUCCAGUGUUUCUAUUUAUCUCAAGUUGGGGUAUGGGGAUGAACUGGAAAACUCCCGGAGGCAUAAGUUGGCCAAUUUGAGACAGAGUAUGGGAGACAAUUCCAGAAAUUAAUUGUGUAUGUGUUUGUCUAAUGAUAUUCAGCUUGGAGUUCUGUGAUUUAAAUAUGUAAUAAUAAAGAGUAUUUUUUUAAUUUGGAAAGACAUUGUUAGAAUUUGCUUGUAAUCCCUAUCCUUAAGAUGGUUUUGGAGAGCCUCUGGCUAUAAAAACAAAACAAAAAAGUUAUCUAUCGUAGGUUCAAUCUGGCUGGUUCUACGAGGGUAUCGUCUCUCACUGAUAGAUGCCUCUCUCCCCAGAGGCCCACUGGGUCCAAGUGGAUGACCUUUCCCAGACACACUGUUGAUUGGGUGUAGGUCAAGCAUGUUAAAUUUUUUAAAUGUUCUAUAACUCAGCUUUUAAAUGUCAGGGGCCUCUCUUCUGAAUUCUCCAAGUUGAAUUUGAAGCUCAAGCCUUUUCAGCGGCUCUGUGCUGAUUUCCUCCGGCCCUGCCUCUGCCUGUGUGCUGGGGAGUUUUCCCCUCAGGUCUCGGUCCCAGAGAAAGCAGGGUCUUUUCUUUUGAGAACAUUGGUUCAGUGUCAACAGGUCAGACUCUUGGCACUGAAGUCAUUUCAUUUCUUGCCGUUGGCAUGUUUCUGUAACUUCCUAUCGGAAAAUUCCAAAUAGUGGUAUUUUAUGAGUUGUGCCCUUGAUCAGAUUUGUACAUCCUGAGGAUUUCUCUUUCCAACUGUCUCCAGUUUCUGUAUUCUGUUAGAUCUGCAUGCAGGUGAGGUUCACUUUGUCAUUUAUUUCACAAACUGCUCCGUUAUAUUCCUGUAGCUUUAGAAUUCGUUUCUUAUAGGCCUUUGUGGAUCUAGAUCACAGUCUUUGGGCAAGAGAGCUUUGUCACAGUGCUUGGGCAGUUUACCAACAUGGAAGGUUUGUGCAUUAACAGGCGGCCAUAGGCUGUAGUUGAACCCUUGCAAUAUCUUUUUGUUAUAUUGUUUUAACUUUUUGAAGCAUGGGUUUGGUGAGCCUUUUUUUUUUUUUCUUUACUGUGUAGUGCCAAUGGUUUUCCCCACUCAUGAAGGAAGGGGGGCCACGCAUACAGCAAGAUGAGAAAGGGAGAGUUCAGCUGUGGCCUCCAGUUUAAAAACAGCUCUUCCUCCCACUGUCCCAUCUGUCCGAGAGGGGACGCUCGUUUUCCAGGCUGGAACAGGUUGUGGGAAAAACUGAGCAGGAUGGAGAAAUGAACACUUGCCCAGCCUUCCUGAGCUGUGAGACUGAAGCCUUCUCUUUCUCUGUUUGAUUUGAAGCACGUGUGCAUUGUGUGUGUAACAAGUCCCAUACUCAGAAUGAUCAUAGAAGAAUGAGCGCAUGACCUUUUGAUUUUAAAGUAGAUUGUGAAACAAUCAAACUGUCAG
Messenger RNA from Myotis brandtii (Brandt's bat), 3405 nucleotides. RefSeq names its product coiled-coil domain containing 25 (gene CCDC25). Bases 96 to 719 code for a protein of 207 amino acids. The transcript has 9 exons. The record is from RefSeq and is a predicted model, not a curated record. Lineage: Eukaryota; Metazoa; Chordata; Mammalia; Chiroptera; Vespertilionidae.